Molecule: messenger RNA, 3266 nt
Organism: Anopheles coustani
Lineage: Eukaryota; Metazoa; Arthropoda; Insecta; Diptera; Culicidae
Gene: Vang
Product: vang-like protein 1
Exons: 2
Coding region: 1011-2735 (574 amino acids)
Biological process (GO): Wnt signaling pathway, planar cell polarity pathway; multicellular organism development; establishment of planar polarity
Cellular component (GO): plasma membrane
Source: RefSeq, a predicted model, not a curated record
AACAUGGUGGUGCACGAGCAAAGUGUUCGUUCUACGCGGUGAUACACAAUUAGCUUCGCGGAAGAAACCACGCACGGUGGUUCGCAGUAGUUUACAUCUGUAAUUGGAGUUGUUUAAAAAACGAAAUCGCGUGCCUUUUGAAUCGAUUCUUUCACCGUCGCUCGUCGAAGACGCGUUUGUCGAAGUCAUUCAACUUGCCUCGGAAAGAGAGGCACUGUGCGGUGUGCGGGCAGCUUGCGAGCGUGUGCGAGCGAGCAAGAAAGCCAGCCCAACGACGGCAUUCUGCCGUUUUGAUGUUGGUUCGCUUCGCGCAUUGUGCAAUUGUGUCUAGUGCGUACCGUGUUAGGAAUUAAAGUGGAAGAAGCGUUUGUAAGACAACGCUGUGAAUGGUCUAUUGCUUGCGCUCCGCGUCUCGCGGCGAUUGUGUAGUGAAGAAUCUCAUUCACCUGUCUUUGGAUUCGUUUUGCCCGUGACACUACGGUACGGCGUAUGCGUAGAAGAAGCGCCAUCAAUGGAAAAGAAAGGAGCUUGUUUUUGAACGAACUGUGAAAGAACGGACGGUGAAAAAAAUCUGACCGACAUAUUUGCAGCCCCACGACAGUCCAUUUCUCCAGCGCAAAAUAGCUAACUGUAAGAGCCGGUUUUUUCUUCGUUUGUUUCACCGUCCACUAAUACAACCGCGCGUCUCACGCAGUGUAUGCUGCAGCAGCGCGAGGCGGCAAUCCGUCAUUCGCGUGGAUAUGCAACUGUAGAAAAAAAACAUUCACCGACCGGAGAAGAAAGGAAUGUCUAGAAUGAUGUAAAGGAGCAACCCGGCGGGUUGUGUGUGUGUGCGGAAAAUUGCCAUUAGCUGCGGGGUAUUCGAUGGAGUAGCACCGAAAAUAAAUCAAUUUUUACCCCGACACAACAGUGGCUACUUUGUUUCGCGUGUUUCUGUGUGCAUCGCAUCCUUCCAUGACGUUGACGGAACGGCGUCUGCAAAAUCCACCGGCAGCACCUCGAUCAUCUCGAUGGGCACGACGACGAUGAUGGAAACGGAGUCGAUCAAAUCGGAACCGGGAAGCAAAAGUCGAAGAUCGAGAGGUGGCGGUGGUAGUGGGCAGCCGAAUCUUACGCAGCAACAGCAGCACAGCACACUUGGAUCGCACCGGACACGACACUCGCAUCGGAGUAACAACCAUUCGCGGAGCAACAACAAGCGCCCCGAUAUGGCGCCGUUUCAGACCAGUGUUAACCUCGGCGAGGAUGGGCGGGACGGGCAGGAGAUCAUUGAGGUGUCGAUCCUGCCGCAGGACGAAACGUGGGGCGACAAUACGACGGCUAUCACGGGCAACACGUCCGAGCAGAGCAUCUCGAUGGAGGACGUGAGCUACUUUCAGAUGGCGGACGAUCGGGGGGUCGGGUUUGCCUGCCAGCGGUACCUCGAGCGCGGUCUCUCGGUGCUCCUGUGUCUGAUCGCAUUCGUGAGCCCGCUGGUGAUGGUGGUGCUGCCGAAAGUCGGUCUCUUCCCGUCCGCCUUCGAAAGCCUCGAGCUGACACAAACGGAGCGCCUGCAGUUGCUGGCAUGCAAUGCGGAGUGCAAGGGUAUGCUGGUGUCGCUGGCCGCCCGGCUGUUGCUGCUUGCCAUCGGCCUGUGGGCGCUGUUCUUCCGCAAACCGAUCGCCACUAUGCCGCGGAUCUUCUUGUUCCGCUCGUCGGCCCUAGCGCUCGUGCUGAUCGCGUCCUUCGCCUACUGGCUGUUCUACAUCGUGCAGGUGAACGAGGGCGCCCGGGCCAUCGUGUCCGGCUCGUCGGUGGUUGACUAUCGCACACUGGUGGCGUACGCGACCAGCUACUGUGACACGCUGCUGUUCAUUCACUACGUGGCGGUUGUGCUGCUCGAGAUCCGCCACCUGCAGCCGAUCUAUCACGUGAAGGUCAUACGCAGUCCGGAUGGGGAGUCGCACAACUACAGCAUCGGUCAGCUGAGUAUCCAGCGAGCGGCCGUGUGGGUGCUGCAGCGGUACUACACCGAGUUCACCAUCUACAACCCGUACCUCGAGCGGCUCCCGGUGUCGAAGGCGCAGCGCAAGGCGGCAGCCGUGUCCUCCUUCAAGUACUACGACGUGGACGGCGCUACGCCGGCUCAGCAGCAUAGUCAAUCACGUGCCGUCUUGGCGGCACAUGCUCGCCGCCGUGACUCGUCCCACAAUGAGCGGUUCUACGAGGAGCACGAGUACGAGCGACGAGUCAAGAAGCGCCGGGCGCGAUUGGUAACGGCGGCCGAGGAAGCGUUCACGCACAUCAAGCGCAUGCAUGGCGUUCCACCGCCCGCCAUCCCGCUCGAUCCGCAGGAAGCGGCCCAAGCAAUCUUUCCCUCGAUGGCGCGCGCAUUGCAAAAGUACCUGCGCGUCACCCGCCAGCAGCCCCGGCACACGGUCGAGUCGAUCCUGAAGCACCUCGGGCACUGCCUCAAGCACGACAUGUCCCCCCGGGCCUUCCUCGAGCCGUACCUCGUCGAGGCACCGGUGCUGCAGAACGACAAGGAACGGCGGCACAACCACAACUGGUCGCUCAUCUGCGACGAGCUGCUAUCGCGGCCAAUCUCCGACGGCUGCACCUUCCAGCUGAUCCAGAACGACGUCUCGCUCACCGUCGCCAUCCACCGCAUACCACACUUCACCGUCAGCGAGGAGGUGGUCGAUCCGAAGUCGAACAAGUUCGUCCUAAAGCUCAACUCCGAGACGAGCGUGUGACCGCGUGCGGUGCGCAAGGCGGCCGAGUCAGCAACCCCCGGGCCUGCUGCGGCAAAUCGGGCGGAGAUUUUGCACCAGUUGAACCACCUACUCGUCACCGGUAAGCGUCGGAAUCGAAAGAUUCAGGAUCGCCUGGUAUAAGGCAGCAUAAACGGGACGACCGUCCCGUAAAACCCCAAAACACGGAACUAUUCUUAGGUCAUAAGUUAGGUAGCAUUUGUCUCUUACACGUUCGGUUCCGAAUCACCUCACGCGGGGACGAAGGAUGGAUGUAUUGAAAGUAUUUAAAUGUAAUUCCAAGCCCUGCCCAAGGUUAAAUGAACCUUGAUCUUUCCGCUCCGGGGCGGUAUAAUUAUUGAUCGGAGCAAAAUUAGAAGUUAGUUAAGCCGUUUGCCGUGUGCAUUUUCGUGUGAUCACUCUGGAAGGACAUUGGUGAUGAAAGGAACGAAUGAUCGAGGGACGGAUCGCCUCGACUAGCUGUAGUAUUAACUCAAAGGAGAAGUUAAUUAUGUCGCGUGUAAGGUUUUGGGA